Molecule: messenger RNA, 2471 nt
Organism: Aegilops tauschii subsp. strangulata
Lineage: Eukaryota; Viridiplantae; Streptophyta; Magnoliopsida; Poales; Poaceae
Product: TOM1-like protein 3
Biological process (GO): protein transport to vacuole involved in ubiquitin-dependent protein catabolic process via the multivesicular body sorting pathway
Molecular function (GO): phosphatidylinositol binding; ubiquitin binding
Source: RefSeq, a predicted model, not a curated record
GCUAGUCUAGUCUAGAAUUGCAGGCCCUCACAUUCACGCCGGAAAAAGUCCACCGUCCGCCCGCGUUUUCCCUUCUCCCCCACCUCCCCAACCCCAACCCAGUCUACCCAGUCUUUCUUUCCCACCAAGAACACCUCCAAUCCCACACCAGUCCGCCCCAAAUCUGAUCCGCCCCCACCAUUCCCCUCGUCUUGGCACGAGCGCGUCGGCCCCGUCGCCCCGGAUCGGAGGAGAGCCGGCUACGGCGCUGCUCGGCGCUGAAUCUCCGCUCAGAUUCGGAUUAGGGUUUUUGGACGUGGUCGUCGUUGUGGGUUUGCGCCGCCGGUUUGAAAAUGUCGGCGGCCGUGGUUUGCGCAGAGAGGGCGACGAGCGACAUGCUGAUCGGCCCCGACUGGGCCGUCAACAUCGAGCUCUGCGACAUCAUCAACAUGGAUCCCGGACAAGCAAAGGAUGCACUUAAGCUCCUAAAGAAGCGCCUUGGGAAUAAGAAUUCAAAAGUGCAAAUUCUGGCCCUUUAUGUGCUAGAGACUCUAAGCAAAAAUUGCGGGGAUAUUGUUUAUCAACAGAUCAUUGAGCGUGAUAUACUAAGUGAAAUGGUCAAGAUCGUAAAGAAAAAGGUGGCGAUACUAAUUCAGUGGUUAACUAUUGUUUUCCCAGAUUCAAGUGACUCCGUUUUGAUCCUAUAUUUAUCUUUACAGCCAGACUUAAAUGUUCGGGAGAAAAUAUUGAGUCUGAUUGACACAUGGCAAGUGGCUUUUGGAGGUCCUUCCGGGAGAUAUCCCCAGUACCACACUGCGUACCAAGAACUUAGGGCAGCUGGUGUCGAUUUUCCACCUCGCGAGGAGAAUACAGUUCCACUGUUUACACCUCCUCAGACUCAACCUUUGAGGCAGCCACAUCUGUAUCCUCCAGGUCAAAGCUAUGAAGAUGUAGCUAUACAAGCUUCUCUCCAAUCUAGUACCCCUGCUGCACCUCCCCUGAGUCUAAGUGAGAUUCAGAGUGCUCGAGGAAUUGUGGAUGUGCUGGAUGAGAUGUUAAAUGCACUUGACCACAGACACCCCGAGGGUGUGAGGGAGGAGGUCAUUGUUGACCUUGUUGGGCAGUGUCGAUCUUAUCAUGCUCGUGUGAUGGAUCUUGUUAGCGAUACUGGUGAUGAGAGCCUUCUGUUUCAGGCUCUAGGACUAAAUGAUGAGUUGCAGCGUGUUCUUCAGCGUCAUGAUGACAUAGCAAAAGGAGUCCCUCCAAAUAUACCAGUGCCUGUUGCUGGUAACGUAAACCAAGGAUCAGCCCCUGCUCGGCCUGCUGGGGUUUCAUUUGCCCCUCUUCUUAAUGUACACCAUGAGGACGAUGAACCAGAAGAUGAGUUUUCCGUGCUUUCUCGCAGGUCUGCAAGGGAUGGCGCAGCAGCACAGGGCAACAUGUCUUCUGUUCCAAGAAAUGAAAGGCCAUACCCAAGCCCACUUCUUCCUCCACCACCAUCGACUAAAAGGCCUGUUUAUACAGAGGCAAGCAGUGUCGACUAUCUAAGUGGAGACUCCUAUAAGUCUGAAAAAGUACCAGAUGAUUUUGUCAACCCAACGGCCCCAGCCAAUAUGUCUGCACCAUCUCAUUCAAAAACAGAAACAGAUCAAGUGCCAAAUUAUGAUAGCAGGUCAGAAAAUGUGCCCGAUGACUUCAUAAACCCAACUGCAGCACCCAGUUUUUCCAUGCCUUCUCGUCCUACGAGUGAGCCAUCUGUGAAUAAGCUUGAGAGCCUUCCUGACGAUGACUUUAUAAACCCCACUGCACUUCCUGGUUUUUCUUCGUCUUCAACUAGUGAAGAUCUUCCAAAAGCUCCAUGGGAAGCGCAGGCUCCAGUUUCCCUACCGCCUCCUCCUGCAAGGUAUGGCCAAAGACAGCAGUUCUUUGAGCAACAGCAUGGCUUUCCUGGUGAGAACAAUGAAGGUGGCUACGAUGAGAUGCUGACGCGGACAGGAAGCCUUUCUCUUAAUCAAAGGAACACUGAGAAUGGGAAGAGCGCAUCAGUGUCGACCGCAUCCCGCCAGCCCAAACCUGAGGAUGCCCUUUUCAAGGAUCUUGUUGAUUUUGCCAAGAAGAAUCCAUCUUCUCCAUCUAAACCAGCCAACAGCCGCAGGACUCGCUGAGUGAUGAGUGUUUCAGUCAUGUAACACACAUAAUUGAGUUGCCAGGCUGCUGGUUUUGCUACAGGUCGGCGAAUUAGAUAUAUCAUCAAAUAAGAGGGUUCGGUCGGUCUGUUCUUUAUUGCCUCAGGGAAUUAUUUGGUUUGCGCAUUGGACAAUUAGAGUCACAGGUGUCAGAUACGUAGUCAUGAUACUGGGUGUGGUGUGUAGCGAGUUGCAUUUCUCACCUUUUUCUUGUGUGGUAUUGGUUACCGAUUCUUGCUUUAUUUUACUUAGCUGUAUAUAUUUCUCCAUUUGACAGCAGUAUUCUAUUCAUAGUUGAAUUUGCAA